UUUUCCAUCUGCCGCAAGCUCCAACCUUGUCCGUUACAUUCGCAUUAUCACUGACACUCGCGCGGCGUAUAUCGCCGUGUGCAAACGACCGGACUGUUCAGGUUAUCGCGACGUUACGAAUUUCACAACUCAAUCGGCCAGAAGACACGGCGGACGAUCGCCCGUUACUCCAUUCGCGAUUCACUCCUCGAUACUGCGCGCGUACAACGAAGAAUAAAAAGACACGAAGUCGCGGAACUCCGACCUCGCACACUCCCGACGACGAAACGCACGUCCCGACGGCGAAAAUCUCUUUCGGGAAGAGAGAUCGGCCGCGAUGUAAACGCGAGCGAGGCUCGAACACUUCUGAAAUCUCGAUUAACGUGUCGACGAAGCGAACGGAACGCUCGAGUCAACCGACGGACGCUGCCUGACUGAAGGGCAACGUAAGUCGAACGCGACGCACUUCACGGCAAUGUCUUCGUGCGCUUUUCACACGCAACGUUGCUCCAUUUAUCCUCGCGCGAACCAACGAACGCGACUGCGAAACUGCGUUAUACGACUUCGCGUACCCGACACCGUGUCUGCCGACGAGAAAGGCUCGCUGGCCACUUCGAUGCGAGUGCACCUCUUCGAGACUAGUGAAACUAGAAACGACGGAACAGAACUGAGACUCGAACUCGGACCGCUCGGACCGUUCGGACCGUCGCUUCUGAAAUCUCAAUCAACGUAUACGCGAAACGAAGGACGCGAAAAUACACCUUCAGCCAAGCGACGGACGCUGCGGGUUAAAACGCGUCGCGUGCCGAACGCGACGCAAUUCACAACACUGAAUGUCUCUUCCUGCUCUUCACACGCGACGUUGCUCUUAUUUCCCGUAGCUCGCGCGGACUAACGAACGCGUCAAGAUCGUCACUGUUAUUCGCGAAAUUUGACGAAUGAAAAGAUAUGCGACUGCGAAACUACGUAAUACGACUUCGCGUACCCGACACCUCGUCUGCCGACGGGACAAGAGUCAUCGAACAUUUGGGAAGAGGGAUGAAGGAGGGGAAAUCGCGGGAAAGGCUCGCUGACCACUUCGAUGCGAGUGCAUCUCUUCGAGACUAGUGAAACUAGAAACGACGGAACGGAACUGAGACUCGGACCGCUCGGACCGUUCGGACCGUCGCUUCUGAAAUCUCAAUCAACGUACGCGAAACGAAGGACACGAAACGAAGGUCGCGAAAAUACACCUUCGACUAAGCGACGGACGCCGCGGGUUAAAACGCGUCGCGUGCCGAACGCGACGCAAUUCACAACACUGAAUGUGUCUUCCUGCUCUUCACACGCAACGUUGCUCUAUUUAUUCUCGCGCGGACCAACGAACGCGACUGCGAAACUGCGUUAUACGACUUCGCGUACCCGACAUCGUGUCUGCCGACGGGAAAGGCUCGCUGGCCACUUCGAUGCGAGUGCACCUCUUCGAGACUAGUGAAACUAGGAACGACGGAACAGAACUGAGACUCGGACUCGGACCGCUCGGACCGUUCGGACCGUCGCUUCUGAAAUCUCAAUCAACGUAUACGCGAAACGAAGGACGCGAAACGAAGGUCGCGAAAAUACACCUUCGACCAAGCGACGGACGCCGCGGGUUAAAACGCGUCGCGUGCCGAACGCGACGCAAUUCACAACACUGAAUGUGUCUUCCUGCUCUUCACACGCAACGUUGCUCUAUUUUCCGUACCUCGCGCGGACUAACGAACAUGUCAAGAUCGUCACAGUUAUUCGCGAAAUUUGACGAGUGAAAAGAUGCGCGACUGUGAAACUGCGUAAUAUGACUUCGCGUACCCGACACCUCUGUCCCGUCAGCCGACGGGACAGAGAUCAUCUAUCGAACAUUUGGGAAGAGGGGGUGAAGGAGGGGAAACCGCGGGAAAGACUCGAUCGCUGACCACUUCGAUGCGAGUGCACCUCUUCGAGACUAGUGAAACUAGGAACGGAACGACGGAACGGAACAACGGAAGUGAGACUCGGACCGCUCGGACUGUCGCUCUGCGUCGCAUCUCGAGCAACGUAUACACGAAACGAAGGACGCGAAAAUACACCUUAGACCAAGCGACGGAUGCUGCGAGCUAAAACGCGUCGCGAGUUGAGUUGAAACGCGAGUUGAACGUGACGCACUUCACGGUACUAAAACUCCGUCGAAUUUCACACACGACCAUGGCCACUUUUCUAACCUCGAGCGGACUGACGAACGCACCGAGACGAGAGGGGAAGGCGGAAUGGAGCAACGAUUUCCCGGCCACUCCGUGCGAAUGAGUGAAGCAAAUUUCGAGAGGAGACCGACCACAAGUGAAACGCGAGGUUCGAGAGCAUCACUUUUAACAUCUCGACGAAACAAGAAGCACGGGAAUCUUUCAGGUAAGUCACAAUCGUUACGAACCGAUACGCGAUACAUUCGAGAUACCAAAUACACAUCACGUGCAAUGUUUCUCGUAGUCAUUUAUCAAAAAAGCCGGCACGAAAUAAUAGAACCGAAUCACUGCUCGAUUCGACACUCAUUCUUAACAGAAAAAUCGCGAUCGCGGAACGUAAACAAGACAACCUCGCGCUCGUGUCCUCGCGAGGAAACUGAGCCGUCCGCGGGCGAACGUCGGAAAGUAGUGGAAGGGGGAAAAUUAUGGGAGAGGCAAGUAGCCGAUUGGCGACUUCGAGAAUCGGCAGUUCGUGGAAACGAAAAAAAAAGUCGUAGCGCAUCGCCGUGCUCCGGGAAAAAAAACCGUCGGACAAGCGUCGAAGGUGACUUCCAAGAAAUCCAUCGCUCUGUCUCCUUUCGACUGAAAACUCAUCGAGGAUCGAAAACAGCGGGCCGUGUCGUCGCGAUUCCCGAGAAGAGAUUAGCUGAGGCACGGUAAGGCUCAAUAUUUUGAUCUUAACGACAUUGAAAGAAAUUUUAUUUUCAGCAAAUGACGGACGUUCGAACUCGAAAUGAUAUGCCAAUUAUGCAGAUCGCAGAUCAACGUGAAUUCGACAGCCAGUGUGACACGAUCAGUGACGCAGUUAACGUAUCUGAUUGGCUGCAUGGAAAGUGAUAUCGUAUCUCAGAACGUACAGAACGUGAAAUGCAAUAAGAACUACUGUCGAAGCAAUCGGCAAAUAAACGCAAAGGGACGGGAAAUAUGGCCGACCUCUAACGGAAUGAGGGAUUCAAAGGUAACUUUACUGGAUAGGUCAAGUGGCUCACGGUUGGUCGGCCGGCAUAUCCACGAGAAGCCGCCGUUAGAUACGACAGAGUUCAUCCGUCACGACGUUAUCGCGUUGCCCGGUCCGACUACGUGACGAAGAUCGAAUCUCGUCACGGUGGAUGGCGAUCGUGCCGGCAUGAGAACAUCGGCCCGGGGCGCCGUUUGAUCGACUCGCCAUCCUCCCCUGAAGGGGACUUCGGUAACGCGGAUGAUGCUAGGCGUUGACGUUCGAGCGUCGCGUCGUUGGGAAAUGAUCGAAAUUAUCAAUAUGCAAUACUUGCGUACACAUUACGCCGCGAAGAAACAUUCGUUGAGAAUUCGCAGAACGCAACAAAUUAUCUGUAAUCUGUUGUCAGCUAAUAAUUAUAGCUGAAAAUAUGAAAAAAAAA
Molecule: messenger RNA, 3592 nt
Organism: Monomorium pharaonis (pharaoh ant)
Lineage: Eukaryota; Metazoa; Arthropoda; Insecta; Hymenoptera; Formicidae
Exons: 2
Coding region: 2947-3297 (116 amino acids)
Source: RefSeq, a predicted model, not a curated record